This is a messenger RNA of Komagataella phaffii GS115, 963 nucleotides long. RefSeq lists its product as hypothetical. Bases 1 to 963 code for a protein of 320 amino acids. The transcript has a single exon. The record is from RefSeq and is a predicted model, not a curated record. Lineage: Eukaryota; Fungi; Ascomycota; Pichiomycetes; Pichiales; Pichiaceae.
AUGGCUCUCAUGACUCCGAGUACUCCGCCCAGAAGUAACCGCGUACAGGCUCAAACACCGUUCACACCCAAGACACCAGGUUCCUCCGUUACUCACAACCCCGUCAAGAAAGAUGCCCAUCUGAAAACCCCACAUUCAAGAAAUUCCAGAGUUAUGGAGGUGAAUCAAUUAACUCCUGACCCAACACCGCAACAUAGGAAAAGAAAACAACUCAGUGACGCCAUAUCCUUAUCAACCACUUCAUCGACUAGAAUACCUUCUUCACGUCAAGAAUCCAAACCAACAUAUUUAUUCCCACCUGCACAACCCCGUAUUGGUUCCGGUCGUUCUUUAUCGUCUAGAAGAGCUAGCAUAGAUUCCCGAAAUGGUUUGCGGAAAUGUGCAAUGUCGCCAGUUUUGAGUGAUAGUAUUCAGUUCGAAAGCUCUGAUGAAGAGAUAGAAGGAUUGCAGUUGAAAUCACAAAAGCCUGCAAUAAGGACGCUUAAUUUUGAUGGCAUCGAUAGUGAUGAAGAAGAACGUCAAGAUUAUAGGCAACGUGAACCUCCAAGAACACCCACUAAGAAAAUCAUCAAUGAAGAGCUGGCAAAACAGUGGAACAACCCAUCUUCGUACAACACAAAGUUCAGCUCCGAGAAUGACAGUGACAUUUUUAUUACUAGAUCCAAAUCCAAGAACCCGUUUAUAGGGCCAGCCAAAACCGGAAAUAACUCUUCUCUCCAAGAAACUGACGAAAUUGUCUAUAUCCACAAUAAAACAGGAGAAAGAAUUGUUCGUAAGCUUUCGGAUGAACAAAAAAGUAUAAAGCCGAAGAUAUUAGAUUUUAGUGCUACACUGGACACGGAUGAUGAAAUCGACGAAAACGAUCAAGAUCAUAAGAACCUGGUCCGCAGAUCUACUGAGUUUGUGAAGGAUAUCACAGUAUCUCCUAAAGGCAAAAAUUUUACGGUGUUCAAAGAUUCUUGA